CAUGACUGGAAGGUCUGGUUAAAAUGCAGAAUCAGCAAAGGAAACUAAGGAAACCGGGGAGUGGAUGACCGGCAAGCGAAGCGGCGUUGGCUGCUCCAGAAUGAAUCACAGCUCCAAGAAGGGGAAGUAGAGCCCAGCUGGCGCUCGGCUAUGGCCUGUGAACCACCAAUGGGCCCCAGCGGGGCAGCCAGCCCACUGCCCACCUCCUCCCCGGGCUGGAGCGCCUUGCCUGGAGGGAGUCCUCCGGGCUGGGGGCAAGAGCUCCGCAAUGGCCAGGUGCUCACGGUUCUCCGGAUCGACAAUACCUGUGCACCCAUCUCCUUCGAUCUGGGCGCCGUGGAGGAGCAACUGCAGACAUGGGGCAUUCAGGUCCCUGCUGACCAGUACAGGAGCUUGGCCGAAAGCGCCCUCUUGGAGCCCCAAGUGAGAAGAUACAUCAUCUACAACUCCAGGCCCAUGCGGCUGGCCUUUGCUGUGGUUUUCUAUGUGGUGGUCUGGGCCAACAUCUACUCCACCAGCCAGAUGUUUGCCCUGGGGAACCACUGGGUGGGUGUGCUGCUCGUGACCCUGGCCGCCAUGAGCCUGACCCUGACCCUCGUGCUCAUCUUCGAGAGACACCAGAGGAAGGCCAACAGCAACACAGACCUUAGGCUGGCGGCUGCCAACGGAGCCCUCCUGAGACACCGGGUGCUGCUGGGGGUGACGGACACGGUGGAAGGCUGUCAGAGCGUGAUUCAGCUCUGGUUUGUCUACUUCGACCUCGAGGACUGUGUGCAGUUUUUGUGUGACCACAUUCGAGAGAUGAAGAUGAGCCAAGAGUCCUUGCUGCGAAGCAGAUUGAGCCAGCUGUGUGUUGUCAUGGAAACCGGGGUGAGCCCCGAGACAGAGGAGGGGCCCGAGAACCUGUUGGAGGAAGCUCCUCUCCUGCCCGGCAGCCCUCAUCCCGAGGAGAGGCCACUCAUGCAGACUGAACUUCGCCAGCUUGUUCCUGAGGCUGAGCCGGAGGAAAUGGCCCAGCACCUGCUGGCGGUAUUUGGUGGCUACUACAUCCGGCUCCUCGUGACCUCGCAGCUCCCCCAGGCAGUGGGGACACGACACACAGACUCUGCAAGGUUUCCCUGCCCCUGCCAGCUCGUAGAAGCCCAUAUCCUGGGCACUGGGUGCUUCCCCUUCCUGGCCAGGUGACCUAGGGAGGAAGGCACCCAGCUUCCUGCAAGGCUGAAGGUGAGACAUCGGUAAGGCUUGGUGCCCCAGCUGGCUGCACGUGAGCCCCCAGGUGAAGAGAGAAGCAUCUAGGAGCACGCUGAAGAGUGUCAGUCAUGUCAGCAGCAGGGGUGGUAUCGUGCUCACUCCAGGACUCUGCACAGAAAUGCCUGUUGACAUCCCAUGCUGACCCCUGGCCUUUUCAGAAGCUGCUGGUAGCCAAGCUGGUCCCACUCCAGACUACUCUGUGCUGCCUAGAACCAGGCGCACGGACGGAGGGCCACUCUCCCAUGCCUUUCAUUGUUUGGAGAGCCCAGGAAAUGUGAAGAGGACCCUACUGGGCCAACCAUGUGUCCAAAGCUUGGUCUCCGAUGAUGCUCCCAUCCUCAGCUACUUCAUGUCAGAUGGGCAAACUGAGCCUUGGAGAGGACUCUGCUCUCUGUAGCAUUACCUUGGCCCUCUAGAAUUCCUAAUCUGAAGGAAAGAAGUCAGUUCUCAGAAUGUUCCCCCCUUUUAAGUUUCUCCUGCCCUUUAUUUUAUGAAAAACAAUGGCCCCAUGUUGUUUGCUAGCACACACACUUCCAGGGGACAGAAGAAAGAAACCAACAGCAUGUAACUGAUGAUGGAACUCUUUGGAAAAGAUCGAUUCUGAUUUGUGGAUGUCUUUUGUUUAACGGCAUGCAUGCUUGUGGUUGUGGUUUUCUCCUUCAGGCCUAGACCCACAGUCCUGUAUUUUCUGACACUAACACUGUCCUGGAAUGAAGCAUAAUCUGUCACUCAUGGCGUUCCAUGAAGAGCUCGGGGGCUUCCAGGUUCUCUGCUCCUGAGCAAGUUUGAAGACCGAUUAUUCCAUAGGCCCAAAUUCAAAAGACGUGCCCUGGCACGGGAAGGCUCCCCAACCUCCAGGACCCAGCCCUCAUCUGUAGUUUUGGCUUCAUCUCCCAUAGAACUUCUUGCUAAGUUGAAACUUUUUCCUGGACUAACAUACCUAUUCCGUUGCGUUCGUUGAACUCCUGUGCAUGCUUCAAAGCCCAGCUUUACUUACCCUCCUUCAGGAAGCCUUUCAACAUAGAACAUGCCCUGCUUCGCUGCCUCCUCUAAAUUCUUAAUGUAGCUGCUGCCUUUGUUGAGGUUUUAUGUUAUUCUGCUUUCCUAUGCACAUGUGUAUUUUUCGAGCUAGACUAAGCUCCUGAAGGACAAAGAUCUCACCUUAUAAUUUUUGUGCAUGGCCUGGACCUGCUAAGGAAAAAAAUCCAGUGGAUUGAGUGCUUUGUCAUCUCCAUAGUAACAUUUGCAGAUUGUGCUCUCUACU
Molecule: messenger RNA, 2515 nt
Organism: Neomonachus schauinslandi (Hawaiian monk seal)
Lineage: Eukaryota; Metazoa; Chordata; Mammalia; Carnivora; Phocidae
Gene: TMEM268
Product: transmembrane protein 268
Exons: 9
Coding region: 151-1185 (344 amino acids)
Source: RefSeq, a predicted model, not a curated record